CAGUUCUACACCUGCAACGCUCUUGCCUUGCUCAGUCGGGAAUGAAUAUGAAUCGGGUCUGACGUUGCCUGUUCAGCGACCAAUCGGAAGGCAGAAGCUGACAAGGGACAGGGUGUAUUUCACGCACACUAAGCACCGAGCUUCAACGACUACAUUUCCGUGAACUACGUUGUCACCGUCGCAAAAGCAAGAUGUCCAUCGACAUUGUUGAUCUGGAGGACAUAGUCACCACAUUCUUCUUUGAGGAGUGGAUGGAGGACAAGAAGAAGAAAGAAGCUGACCGCGAGAGUGUUGAGAUCAAAUGGGACCGCGUUCGGUUCACCCACUCCCCGGCGAAGUACGUUAAGGAUGAAGAGGAGAAGAACGGUGAUGAGGAGGGGGAGAACGGCGAAGAUGCCGACCCGGAGAAGAGGAUUGCGAAAGGUGGGAAUCCCAACGCUCACGUGAUAUUUACUGCGUUCUUUGCGAACAAUACUGAGGCCGAACAAGUUCACACGUUAACGACGGAACGUCGGACAAAGUCGACGUGCACUGUCUCGUUAUCUAAAGCAUACACAUUGGGAGCAUCGGUGAACAUUCGGAUCACACCUCCUAACCCUAUUGUUGAAGCAAACGCCGGAUUUAAAGCCGAGAUGUCGAAAAUGAAGGGUUUGAGUGAGACUGUCGAGAAGGAGCUGACGUGGUCAGUCAACAGUCAGAUCAAGAUCCCCAAGAAGUCCCGGACACGAGUGGACCUGGUCAUCAAGGAGGAGGAGUAUGAUGGCCGCUUCACCAUGGACACCAAGAUCGAGGGGAACGUCAUCAUCACGGCGUGGACCAAGAACAGGGACAAGCACGUGAGCUCUGCUAACAUCAAAGUAGCCAGUAUCUUCGCAAAGAACAAAUACUUUAAAGUGGACAAACCCAAGAACGCGGCGGUCUUCGUCACCCAGGGAAACUGUAAAUGUCGCUUCGGAAUUGAGCAGAAUAUGGAACAGACGGAACUCCCGCUCUUAAAAUGAAUGACCUUGACAUUUAUAGAUCCCCAAGUGCUGUCUUUAUGCAAUGGAUGCUACAUCUCACCGGUCAUCGUGAGUAUGUUUGAACUAUGAGAAGCAGCGAAGGGCCGUGAGUGAUUCAAGCUAGGACAAUGAUGGACAGGACACAUUUCAUAAUGUAGUGUUUUUAUAUAUUUCAUCGAGCAUUGGUGCUUCAGUUAUUAUAUUAUUAUUUACAUAUAUAUAUGCAUAUGGACUCCACGUCAACAUCAAUCUUCUAAAGGAAUAUCCGCUGCAGUAUACGCCCCAGGACGCUGAAAAUGCUAUUUCAGUGAUCACUGAUCCUUUGAUCAUUCGCAUUGAAGGCAGCCCCCGUGAUGCGUAGGCUUGUGUAUUGUAGCGGAGUAUUACGAUCACUAUUAUAGGAGUAUAGUAAUCAUUCUUUGUCACCAUGCAGGUGAUUCCUUAUCGACGAUGUGAGAUGUGGCAAUGCACGUGUUCGUCUCGCACGUCCAGUAGACACGCCGCUAUUAAAUCAUAACCCGUCAUGUCAUACAGCAUAUUCGUUUUCAGGUUGUAGUCUUCUUUAAUGAUUGCUGGCUUCGAGUCUCUGUUAUAGUUUCGCAUGAACAAGAAUUAUGAAAAAAGAACUUUGAUUAUUUUUGUUUGCGAACACUCUUGAAAUAUUUCAUGUCAAAAUCCAAAGAAGCGUCGUAAACGAAUGUAAGUUUUUUUCAAAGGGAGGUAACUCUGAUUUCUGCAAUGGUGAGGGUUAGUCUCAAAAGUGAACCGGAAUGUUUUCAGUUGUUCGGGGGAAAUCGAUGAAGGCUUUCAUGAACUUUAUCUGUGAUAUGUACAAAUACAUUUCAUCUGUUUGUGUUCAUUCUCUGGUUCGUAAUAUCGUUUGGAUCAUUGAAGUUUUACUCAUUUCUUUGGUCAAUAUUUCCUCCUGGCAGUCACAACGACAAAGAGUCACGAUAUGGCUGUAAUACUGCCGAUGUGACUUCACAUUUGAACUCACUACGACAUGACCCACACUGCUGUUCAGAAAAAAAAAAUCAUUUUUAUUUCUUAGCCAAAGAAUUGUUUUACAUGAAUGUUAUAGUUAACAUGCUUAAGGAAAAUGUGAAUAAAUUAUUAUUAUUAUUAUUAUUA
This is a messenger RNA of Haliotis rufescens (red abalone), 2132 nucleotides long. RefSeq lists its product as uncharacterized. Bases 192 to 1001 code for a protein of 269 amino acids. The transcript has 2 exons. NCBI's taxonomy places the organism in Eukaryota, Metazoa, Mollusca, Gastropoda, Lepetellida, Haliotidae. The record is from RefSeq and is a predicted model, not a curated record.